This is a messenger RNA of Pundamilia nyererei, 2892 nucleotides long. Its product is annotated as protein tyrosine phosphatase receptor type Z1. Gene Ontology annotation, cellular component: plasma membrane. The record is from RefSeq and is a predicted model, not a curated record. Gene Ontology annotation, molecular function: carbonate dehydratase activity; protein binding; zinc ion binding. NCBI's taxonomy places the organism in Eukaryota, Metazoa, Chordata, Actinopteri, Cichliformes, Cichlidae. Bases 196 to 2892 code for a protein of 898 amino acids. The transcript is spliced from 14 exons.
GUGAAGAACAACGGACAGAGCGAAACGGCGUCGCACACUGGGACCUGCGAGCUGUACUACACAUACGUAAAUAGCCAACUCACAGCCUGCAUAGUACAAUAUGGAGCUGUGAGGGUCGUGGACCUACUCUCUCUCGCUCUGCAUAAAAAACACUACAUUGUUUAUUUUCCGCAUUUACGAGUAUUUUCCACCAACAUGGAGACUACAGGCUUCUGGCUGCUACUGGCUGCACACUUUAUCCUUAUCUGCCAACAAGCUGAAGGAUAUGGAUACAGGAAUCAGCGCAAAUUUUCAGAAGACAUUGACUGGUCGUACGCAGGAACAUUAAACCAGAACAACUGGGCCAAGAAGUUUCCAUCCUGCAGCAACGCCAAGCAGUCUCCCAUCAACAUAGAACAGAACCUGGCCCAGGUGAAACUACAGUACCAGAAGUUGAGCUUUGAUGGCUGGGAGAAUCUGACAACUAACAGAACAACAAUCAAGAACGAUGGCAAGACUGUGACCAUCAAUGUGGAUGGUGACUUCUAUGUCAGUGGAGCAGGUCUCAGGUCAAAGGUCAAGGUGGGGUGCAUCACUUUCCACUGGGGGUGCUGCAAUGCUUCUUCAGAGGGGUCAGAACAUAGUCUGAAUGGUGUCAAAUACCCUCUAGAGAUGCAAAUAUACUGUUAUGACCCACUUCGAUUUGAUUCUUUGGAUGAAAGCAUCAAGGCUGGAGGCAGAAUCACAGCACUCGCUGUUCUAUUUGAGAUAAGCACUGAAGACAACAUGAACUACGCUGCUAUAAUAGAAGGCAUCAACAGUGUGAGCAGAUAUGGAAAGAGUGCCAGGGUUUCACCCUUCACCCUGCAAGGUCUUCUGCCAAACUCCACUGAAAAAUACUUUAUCUAUAAUGGCUCUCUGACUACGCCACCUUGCAGCGAGAUUGUUGAGUGGAUCAUCUUCAAGAACACAGUAGCCAUCUCCGAUGACCAGGCGCAGCUUGAUGACACCAUCAACAUGCACUAUCAGGUCUGCAGUUCAGAACCGGAGAACAUCCAGGUGGCACCACACAACCUUAGCAGCCUGCUGGUGACAUGGGAAAGGCCACGGGCAGUGUAUGACUCCAGCAUCGACAAGUACUCAGUCAACUACAGACUAGCUAGUACAGAGAAUGCUGUCUCAUCUGAAUAUCUGACUGACGGAGACCAGGAUGUGGGUGCAAUACUUGAUGACCUCUUGGCCAACACCAGUUAUAUGAUCCAGGUUGUGGCGGUGUGCUCCAACGGUCUGUACGGACGUUCAAGCAACCCAUUGAUGGUUGUCAUGCCCAUUGACAACCCUGAAAAUGCACUGGAUCCAGCUUCUUAUGAAUAUAGUAAUGAGGUCAAGUAUGAUCUAGAUCUUACCUGGGAUGAAAUAGGACAAACUAAGGACCACGAUCUGGAUUGGAGUGCAACAAACUUGCAGAGGACAACAACUUCUGAAUCACCUUUUUUGCUUUUGCCUACUAUUAGAACUACAACAGUAGAGUCGGGUCACAGGAAAGUUACCAAGGAUCCACUUCCUCCUCUUAGAGCCACUCAAUCUGGUCAAGUGUUGAGCAAUUCUGAAGAGAUGCAACAACAUAGUACCUCCAUGUGGUCACCAGAAAUGACCCUGCCACCAGAAACAAAGGGAAGAGCUAACUUCAAUGCCAAUGCUCUGUUUAAUUUAACCAAAACAACCAAAGAAAACUCACUUUAUACCACCACUGCUCCUUUACACCGCACGAUAAAAAUAGAUGGUGUUCAUGGAGGCAUUACCCUAAACGGAAAAGGCAAAAUAAAGGGAGGUAUAAGUACCACUGCUCCCACAGUCACCACUUCAAAGGCUGAUUACAUUAAUAGAGGAUUAAGUCAACAAGAUUAUUCUGGAAAAGUAACUACCACUACUCCUACAAUUACCAGUGCAAAGACCAAAGAAGGUAAUGUUUCUCAAUCAGGCAACACUGCAACCAAUGUCAUGUCUCAUAUAAGUAAUGUGAGCAGCACAACGUCGUCUUCUACAUCCUUCAUCCAAACCAAGACUGAUCCACGUUUGGCACACCCAACAAACAAAGACAACACCACUGAUAGAAGUCUUUCUACUAAGCCCAGAGGUAUUCCAGAGAUCCAGACAGAAAGCUCAACUUCCAAACCUUCCUCUUCACCUACCAAAACAUCUGUCCAAUUAAGCCGCAUUCUCGUGCAGACCACAAAGCCACUGUCCAAUGCCACAGCAUCUGCCAGCAUGGAAUCCUGGUUCUCUGUAUCAUCUGUGCUAACUCCUUCACCCACAGCCUCCCCCACCACUCUCGCUUCAGAGGGACAGGUGAUAGACACCAGUACCAGUGCAUCUGGCUCAGGCCUGUUCCCCGACUCCCAGGAGGGCAUAGAUCAGGAGUGGGACAUGGUUCAAACUUCAACCUCUGGGGAGAGCAUGCUCCCUUACUCGAUGAACGUUAUUAGCAGUGCUUCCCCAUCUAGCUCCUCAGAGGCUGGCCAGAACCCAGACGAUCUGGAUGAACACUCCUCAGCAUUUUAUUUUGAAAGUGAGAGUAGCAAUGCAUUGAGCUUCGAGGUAGGAGACACGACAACGGAAGCAGUAACCUCUGCUUCACAUUGGUCGCUAGGUAGGGAGGAGGGGAGCAGCUCAGGGCAGAGUGAAAGCCUCUACGACAACGAGACAUCUUCUGACUUCAGUAUCUCUGAGCACACAGAAAGGGAGUUGACAGAAGAGGAGCCAGUAGCAGAUGCUAGUAACAGCAGCCACGAGUCGAGAGUUGGUUCAAUCAGGGAACAAGAGAGGAAGGCUGUGGUUCCUUUGGCUGUCAUCUCCACCCUCACCGUCCUCGGCCUGAUUGCUCUCAUCUGUGUUCUCGUCUACUGGCGGUAG